Penicillium subrubescens is the source of this 1746-nucleotide messenger RNA. Its product is annotated as CorA family magnesium transporter. Lineage: Eukaryota; Fungi; Ascomycota; Eurotiomycetes; Eurotiales; Aspergillaceae. The record is from RefSeq and is a predicted model, not a curated record. The transcript is spliced from 3 exons. The coding region runs from base 1 to 1746 and encodes 581 amino acids. Gene Ontology annotation, biological process: mitochondrial magnesium ion transmembrane transport. Gene Ontology annotation, cellular component: mitochondrial inner membrane. Gene Ontology annotation, molecular function: magnesium ion transmembrane transporter activity.
AUGCUGUCUCCGUUGAAGCCGUCUGCUCCGUCAGCUUCUCUGCUGCGGUUUCUGCGCUCGCAAUCUGGCUUUGCGAGUGGUCCCGCAGCAUGUGUGCGGCCCAGACCUCGGGCGCCGUGUCAUGCGGCCCUGACGUCGGUAUCCCGAAGAACUUCAAGCUGGGCACGCCAGGACUCAUGCCAGAAUCACCCGACUCUGGACUGCACAACACCCUACCUAUCCGACGUCAGGCCGAAGCCAUCGGCGACAAUCUCAUCAUUAGGGCCGCUUACGCUCACCCGAAAUGCCUCCACUACUCGUCGCCCAUUUCUCCGAAGACUGUUUGAUCUUAAACGCGGCAAGACUGCCGACCCUAAAAGUCAUCGCAACCAAGGUCCCGCGACGACAGAUGAGGGAACCGACGGGUUGUUCAAUAUCGGCCGGGGACUCGCGGCGAAAGCCUCAAAUGAGCUUCGGAUUCGGUGCACGGAAUUCGACAAGAAUGGAAACGUCACCCUGGUCAAUGGAGAGUUUCGCAAGUCAGAACUGAUAGCCAAGUACGGCCUCCUCCCUCGUGACCUACGCAAGAUCGACUCUUCCACCCUGCCUCACAUCCUCAUCCGACCGAGCGCGAUCCUAAUCAACCUGCUGCACCUGCGUGUUCUUAUCAAAGCCGAUCGUGUCCUUGUCUUUGAUGCGUACGGGUCGACCGAUUCGUAUAUGCAAUCACUUUUCAUUUAUGACCUCGAGGGAAAGUUGCGCCAGAAGCAAUCUCAGGUCGCCCAGGCUGGCCAGGCGCUACCUUAUGAGUUUCGCGCUCUGGAAGCGGUUCUCAUUAGUGUCACCACUGGCCUGGAGGAAGAGUUCAACGGAGUCAGAGAGCCCGUCGUUCGAGUUCUUCGUGCCCUGGAAGAGGACAUUGAUCGUGACAAGCUUCGACAUCUCUUGAUCUAUUCCAAGAAAUUGGGUACUUUUGAGCAGAAGGCUCGCCUGGUGCGAGAUGCCAUUGAUGACCUACUCGAGGCGGAUGAUGAUCUGGCGGCCAUGUACCUUACCGAAAGGGGGACUGGCAAGGAACGCGAGGAGGAUGAUCACCAAGAGGUGGAAAUGCUGCUAGAGUCCUACCACAAAGUCUGCGAUGAAAUCGUACAGUCCAGCGGCAACCUUGUCACCAACAUCCGAAACACCGAGGAAGUUGUGAAAGCAAUUCUCGAUGCCAAUCGCAAUUCACUCAUGCUCCUCGAUCUGAAGUUCAGCAUAGGUACCCUUGGUCUGGCCACAGGAACUCUCUUCUCCGCCCUCUACGGAAUGAACUUGAAAAACUUCAUUGAAGAGUCUGAUUUCGGCUUUGGUGGUGUCUCUGUUGUCUGUUUCGCUAUGACUGGGGUUGUUUGCCUGUACGGACUCGCAAAACUUCGCAAACUGCAGCGCGUUCGCAUGUGGGGUGAGUCUGGGGUUGGUGGCGCUUUGUCGCCUAUCUCUCCGAGACAGAGCAUACUUAACAUUCACCGCAACUGGCGUGCCGAUUCCAUUGAGCCUGCUUGGGGAAGCUUGCCAGGCGAGGCCCGGUCGGAGCGUAUAAGGCGACUUCGAGAAAACGCAUUCGCGGCUGCAGCCACUGCAGCAUCGAGAUUCCCCGAUACUGCUUCCGCCACGACGACAGCCUCUGGUUUUGACAACGCACAUCAAACCUCGAGCAGCAACGAAAACCAAAAGAGAACCGACGCUGCUGCCGAUUCCGAUAUGAACGGCAAGGUCUCUGCCUAA